This is a messenger RNA of Phasianus colchicus (ring-necked pheasant), 5278 nucleotides long. RefSeq names its product DEAH-box helicase 37 (gene DHX37). Gene Ontology annotation, cellular component: nucleolus; intracellular anatomical structure. The record is from RefSeq and is a predicted model, not a curated record. Gene Ontology annotation, molecular function: ATP binding; RNA binding; ATP hydrolysis activity. NCBI's taxonomy places the organism in Eukaryota, Metazoa, Chordata, Aves, Galliformes, Phasianidae. Gene Ontology annotation, biological process: maturation of SSU-rRNA from tricistronic rRNA transcript (SSU-rRNA, 5.8S rRNA, LSU-rRNA).
CGCGCCAAGCGCUGCGGCCCCGCCCAUCGGCCACCAAACCACGCCCCCAAACAGCAAGCCACGCCCCUUAACCGCUUAACCACGCCCCUUCUCAUGCUGCGCCUGCGCGCACGCACCGCCCCUCCUCGCGAGACCGCGCUGCCCGGAAGCGGGGCUGCCUGCAGCUGCACGUGGGCCGGGCCGGUUCCGAUAUGGGCCGCGCGCGGCGGCGGCACAACUGGAAGGCGCGGGCGGGAUGCGGGGCCGAGCAGCUCCCUCCGGCUGGGGCCGAGCCGGCGGGGCUGCAGCUGGAGCUGGGAGAUGGGGCACCGCUGAAGGGGAUUGAUGGGAGCAAUGCCCUGGUCCUGCCAGCAAAGAAAGAGAAGAAGAAGAAAGCACCGAGCGCUGUGCAACAGCAGAAGAAACCUCUCAGCAGGAAACAGAAGAAAAACUUACAGAAAGUUUUAGAACAGAAGGAAAAGAAAAAACAGCGCGCUGAGCUGCUGAGCAAGCUGAGUGAGGUGCAGGCUUCCCAGGCAGAAAUGAAGCUUCUGUACACCACUUCCAAGCUUGGCAUUGGAGGGCGCAUGUAUCAGCCCAAAAGGGUAUUGCAGGAGCCAGGCGCUGCUGUACCUGAGAUGAUCAGGAGCAUCAGCGGUGCAAAUAAGAGAAGACACAGCUCAGAUUCAGAACCAGAGCCUGAGGGUGAAUCCAGUUGCUCUGAGGAGGAGAAGAAAGAAGAGAAACAAGAAAUUGAAAAGCCUUCAGCCAGUAAUGUGAGUUCUGCUGGGAAGCCAGAAGAAGGCACGAAGAAGCCCAUGGUGAGCCAGCAGGCUGCUCCUACUGUGUCCAGCAAACCGUCAUGCAAGCCUGCAGUUUUUGUUCCAGUGGACAGAUCUCCUGAGAUUCAGGAGGCAAGACUAAAGCUGCCCAUUCUGGCUGAAGAGCAAGUCAUCAUGGAAGCCAUUAAUGAGAACCCCAUUGUCGUCAUAUGCGGAGAGACGGGCAGUGGUAAAACCACCCAGGUCCCCCAGUUUCUCUAUGAAGCUGGUUAUACCAGUUCAAAUGGCAUCAUUGGGAUCACGGAGCCCCGGCGUGUGGCUGCAGUGUCCAUGUCUCAGCGCGUCGCUAAGGAGAUGAAUUUGUCACAUAGAGUGGUUUCGUAUCAAAUACGAUAUGAAGGAAAUGUCACAGAUGAGACACAAAUCAAGUUCAUGACAGACGGUGUGCUGCUGAAAGAAGUGCAGAAGGAUUUUCUGCUUUUAAAGUACAAAGUGGUCAUUAUUGAUGAAGCCCACGAGAGAAGCAUGUACACGGAUAUCCUGAUAGGGCUCUUGUCUCGCAUCGUGCCUCUUCGGGAGAAGAAAGGGCUGCCCCUGAAGCUGAUCAUCAUGUCAGCCACCCUGCGUGUGGAAGAUUUCACUGAGAACACCAGGCUGUUUGCUGUCACACCUCCUGUUCUACAGGUGGAUGCGAGGCAAUUCCCUGUCACUGUUCAUUUUAACAAGAAAACCCCCCUGGAUGACUACAGUGGGGAAUGCUUCCGAAAGGUGUGUAAAAUCCAUCGGAUGUUACCCUCAGGUGGGAUUUUGGUGUUCUUGACAGGCCAGGCAGAAGUUCACUCUCUCUGUAGGAGGCUGAGGAAAGCCUUUCCCUUCCAAAAAAACAGCACUGCAGGAGAUGACGACGACAGAAAAGAAUCAGUGGAAGAAAUGCGAAAAUUUAAGAAAUCAAGAAGGCGGAAGAAAGCUGCGACACUUCCCCAAAUCAAUCUGGACAAUUAUGCUGUUGUACCAGUGGAUGAAGGAGAUGAAGAUCGAGAUGCUGAAACUGAUGAUGAUAUUGCAGGAUCUGAUGUUGACCUCGACUUAGGAGAUGGAGACUCAGAAGAAGAAGAGAAAUCAGAUUCAUCCCUUCCACUUUAUGUGCUCCCUCUCUAUUCUUUACUAGCACCGGAGAAACAAGCAAAGGUGUUCAGGCCUCCUCCUCCUGGCACGAGACUCUGCGUUGUAGCCACCAACGUGGCAGAGACAUCGCUCACCAUCCCAGGCAUCAAAUACGUGGUUGACUGUGGAAAGGUGAAGAAGCGUUUCUAUGACAAAAUCACCGGGGUUUCAUCUUUCAGAGUCACCUGGAUAUCUCAAGCAUCAGCUAACCAGCGGGCAGGUCGUGCGGGCCGGACUGAACCAGGGCACUGCUACAGGUUGUAUUCUUCAGCUGUCUUCAUGGACUUUGAGAAAUUUUCUGCGCCAGAAAUAACAAAGCGACCAGUGGAAGACUUGAUCCUGCAAAUGAAGGCACUAAAUAUAGAAAAGGUAAUUAACUUCCCAUUCCCAACACCACCUCCAGCAGAAGCACUUGCAGCAGCUGAGGAGUUACUGAUAGCCCUGGGUGCCCUGAAGGAGCCCCCUAUGACAGGAAGGCUGAAGGAGCAGCAGGCAGCAAAGCUGAGCUGCCCUAUUAGUCCCCUGGGCAGAGUAAUGGCCACUUUUCCUGUUGCCCCCCGCUAUGCAAAGAUGCUGGCACUAAGCAGGCAGCAUGACUGCCUGCCUUACACCAUUACCAUUGUGUCUGCCAUGACUGUUCGGGAGCUUUUUGAAGAGUUUGACAGGCCAGCAGCAAGUGAGGAAGAGACAGUGAAGCUGAAGGGGAAGAAAGGAAGGCUUGUACAGAUGCAGAAGAUCUGGGCUGGGCAAGGGUCAUUGCAGAAGCUUGGAGACCUCAUGGUGAUGUUAGGAGCAGUGGGGGCCUGUGAGUACUCUGGGUGUACUCCUAAAUUCUGUGAAGAGAACGGGCUCCGCUACAAAGCCAUGCUGGAAAUCAGGCGAUUGAGAGGGCAGCUGACAACAGCAGUGAACUCAGUCUGCACUGAUGCUGGCCUCUACGUUGACCCAAAGAUGAAGCCCCCAACAGAAGCACAAGCGACUUACUUGCGACAGAUUGUAUUGGCAGGGCUGGGGGACCACCUUGCUCGGAGGGUUCAGGCUGAAGAACUCCUGGAUGAUAAGUGGAAGAAUGCCUACAAGACCGCUCUUCUGGACGACCCGGUGUUCAUCCAUCCAAGUUCAGUCCUUUUCAAGCAGCUCCCAGAGUUUGUGGUGUAUCAAGAAAUUGUUGAGACUACAAAACUGUACAUGAAAGGUGUGUCUGCAGUUGAACCUGAGUGGAUUCCUGUUUUGUUGCCACCGUACUGCCACUUUGGGAAACCUCUGGAAAAUCCUCCUCCAUCGUACUGCCCUGAAACAGGCAGAAUUCGAUGUCACAGGCCAAGUGUCUUUUAUCGAGUUAGCUGGCAGCUCCCUGCUGUCGAAGUUGACUAUCCAGAAGGUAUCGAUCGCUAUAAAUACUUUGCCAGGUUCCUGCUUGAAGGAAAGGUCAUUGAGAAAUUGGGUUCUUACAGGCAGUGUCUGCUCUCCAGUCCUGUCAUAAUGCUGAAAACGUGGUCCAAGCUUCAGCCCAGGACAGAAUCCCUCCUGCAGGCUCUGGUUGCUGAAAAUUGUGAUAAUCGUGAUGCUUUGCUGGCUGCAUGGAAGAAAAACCCCAAGUAUCUGCUCGCAGCCUAUUGCCAGUGGAUCCCUGAGGUUAUGCACGAGGACAUAGCCAAGCAGUGGCCGCCAGUAGCACUGUGACACCCAGCUCUGUUCUUGGGGCACUCCUUUUCUCCGAAGUGUUUCUGGAGCAUCGGCUUCCGUGAAGAUCUGCUGAUCAGAGGGACUGCCUAGCUGCUAGCAGUACCUUUCUGUGACUCUUAGCUGGCUCUUAGCUCUGGUUUUCAGCCUGCUGUGCUCUCAGAAGCCCCACCAGCUGUUUGGCGGGUGCUUUAUAAUGUUAAUAUUUGGAUAAUUUUAUCCACUGUAUUUUAGCAGUUCUGUUUUGCUGAAGUUUCUCUUUAGACUAUAUUAGUCAUAGGGACUACAAUAAACAUAUGUAAUUCUUGGUUUGGAUGGGAGAAAUGUUUUCUACAGAGUGUUGCAAGAAGCAGUGUUAGACUUUAUUCAUAGGCCCUUCCUCACACAGACCUGCAGCUCAAGGACUGAGCCUUCCCCCCCUGCUGGGCUGGCUGUGGCCUCAUAGAGCUGCCCAUUCGCUGCCUUUCACCCUGUAGAACUGUGUGGGGAAGGACUGAAGUAAGAAAACCUGUGGGUUAUGUGAGUUACAGCACACUAAGAACUAGAGUUUUUUUGUUUGUUUCAUAAGCUUCGGUGUUGUAGAGCCGUGGUGCUCAGCACUAACUCCAGCAGCAGGGGUUGCAACUGCACUUUGCAGCCUGUUUGGGAGGGGUGAAAAAAACUUAAGUGUGGUGCUGAUUUACAAAUGGCAAAGGUGAGAUACGGGUAUUUAGGGAAUCUUGCAGGGGAAAGCAAGGUAGCUGGCUUUGCAGAGUGCUUCUGUGUUCUGCCUGUGAACCGAGGAAGGGGGUAGAAGGUAUAAAAGCGGAGAAGAAAAAUGAAAGUAAGACGGGAGAAAAAAAAAACUUGUGGAGAUGCCGGGGAUUGAACCCGGGGCCUCAUACAUGCAAAGCAUGCGCUCUACCACUGAGCUACAUCCCCUUGCCGUGCACAGAGCUCCCGCACAACUCACACAUCCAACACGCGGCCGUCGCGCGCCACCAGCCGGGCCAUGGCCGUGUAGCAGGAGCGGAGCGCAGAUACUCCCUAUGCCUGUCCUCGUUAGUAUAGUGGUGAGUAUCCCCGCCUGUCACGCGGGAGACCGGGGUUCGAUUCCCCGACGGGGAGAGAUUGUAUAGUUUUGAUCGUUGGCGCAAUUUUUUUCUCCUGGAGGCCCCGGCACUGUGACUGCACUUAAAGCGUGGCGGGGGGCAGUUGCCGCGGGGUGCCGGGAGUCUAUCCGUUUCCUGGGCUUUAGAGCAGAGCGAUGGGAGGAAUGGGUGGAGAUUCCAGGCGACAGCCGACCCCUGAGCCGCGCACUGUCCCGAGCGGCCGUCCCCACGUGCUCGCGCUGCGCCAAGCGCAGGGAAAGCGGGGCUGGGCGGGGUCGUAUCCGCAGCCCGGGAGGGGUCGUCUCGCCGCCGAAAUAGCUCAGUUGGGAGAGCGUUAGACUGAAGAUCUAAAGGUCCCUGGUUCGAUCCCGGGUUUCGGCAGAGCUUUUUUUCCUUCGUUUUUUUUUCCCUAAUUCUCCCCCCAGCUGUCGCUUUGCAGCCGAGCAGCUCGCAGUUUCACCCAGCCCAAAGGGUCGCGGCGCGGGGCGCUCCCGGCGGCAGCAACACGCAGCGCCCACGUGGGCUGAGCUCUGGGCGAGCCGUGGGAGCACACCGCGCACCGUCCUCGUUAGUAUAGUG